Lates calcarifer (barramundi perch) is the source of this 4052-nucleotide messenger RNA. RefSeq lists its product as uncharacterized. The transcript is spliced from 9 exons. The coding region runs from base 180 to 3539 and encodes 1119 amino acids. The record is from RefSeq and is a predicted model, not a curated record. NCBI's taxonomy places the organism in Eukaryota, Metazoa, Chordata, Actinopteri, Centropomidae.
CUCCCAGGUGGUCUGGAUCUUGUCCCUCUCCAGCAGGAAGUGUCUCCUCUCCUCCUGCUCUCGGUCCAGCUCCUCCCGGAGGCGGAUGAUGUGCUCCUCCAGCUGCAGGGCACAGAAAGAACCUGUAUCCAAGGAAAUAAGAGAUUCCAAGCCACAAAUUCUGCUGAUUAUGGAGAACGAUGGACAACACAGCAGCAAAUAAGAACCACAUACCCUGUCAGACGUGGGGGGGUCAGAAUGGCUGGUCCACAGCUUCGACUCAAGGACAACUCCUCAACCCACUGGCCAGCUCUCAGCAUCUCAGCUUGGGCUCGUCUUCUGAACAGAGACCCUCCUACGACCUCCUGCAGACGUCCAAUCAGAGCUGUAUGAGCAGCCUCAGCACCUUAUCAUCCACAAACAACCCUCACCACUCCGCCCUGUACAAAACCUCUCACAUUAGCAGCAAUCCAUCAUCCACCAUGUUAUUUGUCAACUCUGCUAUCCCGACUGUCGCUCCCCUUAUUUCCUUUGCUCAGCAAAGGCCUCAGACUUCAUCGGUGCUGCUAACAACAAACCAACAAAAACCUAUACCUCCACCACCUCUUCCCCUGCCGAACCAAGGACUGCAGACUUGUAGGCCCCAACAUUUACCACUUCUCGUACCCCACAACCCUUGCAAAGCGACAUUUCAACCUCCAUUAUCCAAUCAGGGUUUACCAAGUGGACUUCAGAAUCUGCCUGCGAGCCUGCCAUCAUGUGGACAGCAUGUUAACACAUCCCAGGCUGCUUUGGAAGGAGUGAAUGUGGAGUCAGCUGGUGUUGCUGGAUACGCUCACAGCUACGGCCCAUCUGCUUCUCAGGAGCAGCCACAGUGGAUACCUUCGUCACACUGCAGCGGAGCUGUGAACAAGUCUGUCCCUGAUGCAGCUGUUCAUCCGAACAAUGAACCAUCACAGGAGAACAUUACUCCACAGGCCAGCAACGAGAGACGGCGUUCAAUGCUUUUACAUCAGCGUGCACAACUACUUAAACAACUGGAAGAGAUGGAUAAACUUCUGGAAUCAAUACCUCCAGAUGACAGCAGUGAUGGACAGUCUCCUCACACAGCUAUUCAGUCACAGACACAGUCACAUCUGUCAGCAGAUUGUUCAUCACCUGCAUCUUAUGAUGGACACAGUGAGACCUGUGAUAUGCCAGAGGAUACAGCAGAAGAAUCAGAGAAAAAGGAAAAUGCCUCAUCUGAGUCAGAGGAUGAUGAUCCUGACUACUUACCUAACACUGACGGUGACCUCUCUGAUGUCCAAUCCGACACUGACGGGGGCUCUUCAGAUGAAUCUAGCAGUUCCUCGACCCCCACAGAUGAACCUUCUCUCCAAGAGAAAAAAAAGACUAAAUCAGGAGGUUCUCUGAGUAAGGACAAAGAUGUCGACCAUCCAAAAACGUCAUGUGCAACUAAUCAUGAGAAGUCCUCUGAAGCUGUAGUGUUGCCAACUUUAAAUUCGAAAGCACAUCGUGUUUACGACAAGAGGAAUUACUGUUUGUUUUGCUCUAAGCCACUAGCCAAAAUGGCACGGCAUUUUGAGACAGUUCACAGUGACAAAGCAGAGGUUGCAGUUGCAUUUCAGUAUCCCGUAUAUUCCAAAGAAAGACAAAAGAUAUGGAACAAACUAAUAAAUCAAGGAAACUUUGCACACAAUAAAGAUGUUCUGAGGACAGGGAAGGGACAACUUGUUGUCCGAAAAAGACCAAAACAAACUGGACAAGCCAAAGACUUUCUUCACUGUCUGUAUUGUCGAGGUCUUUAUCUGAAGAAAGCUUUGUACAGACACAUGAGACUGUGCCCAGAGAAAGAGAGGAAUGAAAAUGAUUCACAGUUUGGAAGAAAGCGAAUUGCAUCACGGUGCGCGCUUGAAACUGUAGGAGAUCUUGGCGUCAGUGAUGGUUUUAGAAGCGUUUUGUGCGAGAUGAUAUACGACGAUGUAACACAAACUGUCAUGGAGGACAAGGUCAUCUUGCAGUUUGGUGAGCAAAUGUAUAAUCAGCACGGAUCUGAUGUGAAGAAGCACGAUUAUAUAAGACAAAACCUUCGUCAGAUAGCAAGACUUGUGAUCGAAGCUCAAAAAUUAACCCCUCUGAAGAACCUGGAGGACUUCUUCUACCCCUCAAGCUUCAGACAUGUGGUGUCUGCGGUGAAAGUCCUGGCAGGCUACGACCCAGAAAACAAAACAUACAACUGUCCUUCACUUGCCCUCAAGCUUGGCUACCAUCUACAGAAGGCCUGUAACAUUGUUGAGGAUAACGCAAUGAAGGCUGGUGAUACAAGCAGGGCAGAGUCUGCGCGAAACUUCCUCUCUGUGUACCAGAAGAAAUGGAAUAUGCUAAUUUCUUCAGGUGCAUUAACAACUCUCAGAGAAACAAAAUUGACCACAGAAAAGAAGGUGCCAUUUGCUCAAGAUGUAAAGCGCCUUAAUUUCUACCUGGAGAAUGUUCAUGUUCUUGCUGCGAAAAAACUCGAAGAAAACCCCUCUACAGAAAACUAUGCCGCUCUGGCCAAGGUAAUACUUGCUCGGACAAUCAUUUUCAACAGAAGAAGACCUGGACAGGUAUCAGCGAUUCAGUUAACAACUUUCAUGUCACUGCAAAAGUCGAACGUGCUCGAUUACAUGGACGAAUCCAUCUCAGAUUUGGAAAGAACCUUGUGUGGGUUCUUCCCUAGACUUGACAUACGAGGGAACUGUGGGAGAAUGGUCCCUGUCAUACUAAAACCCUCGUUUGUGUCCGCUUUGGAGCUUCUCGUAAAGAUUCGCGAGACGUGCGGAGUCCCCAGUAAGAACCCCUUUCUCUUUGGCCGACCAAGUGCGCUGUCUGCCUACAGAGGGUCAGAGUGCAUCCAACAAUUUGUCAGAGAAUGUGGAGCAAAAAACCCUGAAGCACUGACAUCGAGAAAGAUCCGGAUGCAUUAUGCAACAAUGCUGCAGCUGAUGAACCUGGAUGAAGAUGAGGCCGACCGAAUUUUAGGCCCCAAUAAUCAAGUCCGAACUCUGCGGCAGAGUAGCGACGUGCAGCUGGACGAUGUCGAAAUGGACACUGAAGCGACAUUACAGCCUGAAAUAGGACAACAAACUGCAACAUGGGAUCACACUGAGCACUCGGGUGCAUGCUAUGAACCAACAGAUUUCUAUCAUCAACAAACACAUGGAGUAACAACAGGCGUCUACAUAACUGCACCUCCAAAAUCUGUCAACUCCGGCAACAGAGGGUCUCAGUACAAGGGCAAACAUAAAUGGGAGGAAGCAGAGGUUCGCGCUGUUGAAAGACACAUGAUGCGUUUCAUUCAAGGACACAAAGUGCCUCAGAAAAACGACUGCAUUCAGUGUCUUGAGGCUGAGCCGAAAGCACUGAGAACCCGUUCGUGGAAAGGUGUAAAGGACUACGUCAGAAACAGGAUCACUGCCUUGAAAAGACAAAGUGGCACUUCCCAGGCUUCAUCCACAAACCAUGACACACCAGGACAAGAGGAAACACAGCAGAGUGUCGGACAUUUUCAGCAGUUGUAGAUGUGAUAGUUUAUUGAUGGCAAAACCUUUGUUGAGCAACUUUUCGCUCCUCUAUUUUCUUACUCUCUCCCUCCCUUUCAUUUUCUGAGCAGUCUCCAUCUCUUAUGCAGCAUUGUUAGCAUUCCCAUCCAUUACAGUGGCUGACAAUAAAUUCAUUCAAUUCAAUCAAUUUUAUUUUUUUGGUUUAUGGUUUACAGUUGCUCCCAGUCAUCACUCUAUGUGAUUACAGGAUGUCUCUCUGUGUGAUCUUUAUUCCAUUUUAAUUUUAUUAAGUUCAUUUGCACAGAGACAGUUCAUAAACACUGACAAAAGAAGUGUUAUAUGUUCAGCUGAUGGAUAAUGUUUUGAGUUUUUGGAGCUGUAAGUUUGCCUUUUGUAACCAAGUUAUUUGGUAUACUAGUAUACAGCACUUUGUUUGACUUUGUAUAACAGUUUACCAGUAAUAAAGUACAAAGAAUAUUUGUUAACAAAGGGUAAACUGUAUUCCACACAUAAAAUGAUGGUUUUCACUCA